Molecule: messenger RNA, 2201 nt
Organism: Selaginella moellendorffii
Lineage: Eukaryota; Viridiplantae; Streptophyta; Lycopodiopsida; Selaginellales; Selaginellaceae
Product: pentatricopeptide repeat-containing protein At5g16860-like
Exons: 2
Coding region: 89-1861 (590 amino acids)
Biological process (GO): RNA modification
Molecular function (GO): protein binding; RNA binding
Source: RefSeq, a predicted model, not a curated record
UCCAGCAGCUCCUCCACGCGCUCCGACCAGUUCUUCACCAUAGCUGAGAUUUUAGGGUUCUUGAGAGAAGCGCCAAAAAAAUAUUUCAAUGGCGCCAGGCAAUUCCUUGGCAGCUCGAUUCGAUGCCGCUGGCGCAGCGCCGCCCUUCCAGCAAAGGACGGCGACGUCGAAUCUCCUCGCGGCGCUCAAGCUGUGCGCCAUGGCGAGGGAUCUGGAGCGGGGAAGAUCCAUCCAUAGCCAGGUUGUCGAUAGCGGCGCCGCUGCGAAUCCAUUCGUGGCGAGCAGCCUGGUGAGCAUGUACGCCAAAUGUGGCAGCGUGAGGGAGGCGCGCCGGAUCUUCGACGCCAUGCCGUGCCACAGCGUGGUUUCUUGGACAGCGCUCAUCCAAGGGUAUGUAGAGAACAAGGAGGAGCUCCUAGCUUUAGAUUUGUUUGCCGCCAUGGCUAGAGCUGGAGGAGACUGCCAGCCGAAUGGCCGGACUUUCGUCGCUGUUCUAAAAGCUUGCUCUCGUCUUGCAGCGAAAGAAGCGAUGCAAGCUCUCGGUGACGAGCUCGUGAAGAUCAAAGCGCUGGAGAGCGUCGUGGCUCUCCACGCUGUGAUCGAUCAAACUGGCUGUGGAGUGGACAUCUUCGUCGCAAACGCGCUUCUGGACGCUUACGCGCGGUGUGGAAGCUUGGUUGACGCAAGCAAGGUAUUCUCCGGCAUGGCUUACAAGGAUGUGGUCUCUUGGACGUCGCUGAUACUGGGAUUUGCAGAGAAUUCGCAGGGAGAGAUGGCCUUGCAGCUCUUCGAGCUCAUGCAGCGCCAGGGAUGCUCUCCAAAUCCCCGGACUUUUCUUGCCGCAGUGAAAGCCAUCGCUGCUCUUGCCGCGGAAGAAAGGGAAAAUCCUCUCGAGCUGGACGAUGGAAUGAGCAAGGUGGUGGCUUUGGAGAAAGUUAUGGCUUUGCAUUCUCUUUGCGUGAAGAGUGGCUGCCAAGACAGGUACGUGACGAGCUCCUUGGUCGAUUUGUAUGCGAAGUGUGGGAGCCUGGACGAUUCUCGCGUGGUUUUCGAGAGAGCCCGUUUCUUCGACGACGUGGUGCUGUGGACGGCGCUUAUCCUCGCCCACGCGGACUCCAGCGGCAACGAAGAACAGGCUCUGGAGAUCUAUGUCCGGAUGCGUAGCCAUGGCUGUGCUCCGGACGCUCGAACCUACGUCGCUCUUCUCAAAGUUUGUGGUAAGGCUGUGGCUUCGCGGCUGGCGAAAGUGAUUCACGGCGAGAUUUGCAGGCAUGGCUUGGAGCAUGGAGAGCUCGUAGCAAACGCGCUGGUGGACGUGUAUGGAAAAUGCGGCAGCGCUCACAACGCCGAGAAGGUAUUCCUGUCGCUCCUUUCACCGGACGCUGUCGCUCACACGUCGCUCAUGGCAGGACUGUGCCGCCAGGGAAAGGAUGGCUCCACAAAGAUCUUCCAGAUCUUCCACGACAUGCUGGACAAUGGCUUGAGCAUAGAUGGUGUCACCCUCUUGUGCUUGCUCACGGCCUCCAGCCAUGCCGGGCUGGUCACCCAAGGGAAGCAAAUCUUCCACGGGAUGCAAAGGAGGUAUGGAGUGUCUCCCGAGAUCGAGCAUUACCACGCCGUGAUCGAUCUUCUUGGCAGGACAAACCAUCUGGACGAGGCCAUGAACUUCGCAAGAACGAUGCCUUUCAAACCGACAGCAGUGACUUGGACGACGAUACUGACUUGGUGCUCCAAGUGGAAGAACCCAAGCCUUGGAAGGCUGUCUUUCGAGAAGUGCCUGGAGAUCGACACACAGCCAGAUCCCUGUGACGAUGAGAAGCAAUCCCAGCGCGGUCUGCUUGAGCCGGAGGCGCUCGCCUAGCGCGCUCCCGGCCACAGCGGUCGCGGCGAAUGUGGUGGCAUUGGUGAUGGGCACUGCCAGGGAGAGAGGACUCUCGGAGAGCUUGGCGAAGAACACGAGAGAGGCCGAGAGAUUGAUCGCCAGGGGCAAGCUAUACUCCCAAGUGCACAGGAGGAGGAUCCAAUCUCUUACAACCGCGCCUAGCCACGAAUCACCACCCGAUGGACGCGCGCCGAGCUGUCGAUUUCGGCGAUCCAGCGCGGAGGUCCCUCGCUUCAUCAGCGCAUUCGUGGUGCCCCAGAUCGAGCCAGUGACGAGCAUCCAUUGUACUGCCAUUUUCCAAGAACCCUAAAAUUUGGAA